UCAGCAUUGGAGUAUACGGUCAUCCAUCUCAUGAAACGAGUCAAUACUAUCUCAUAGUUUAUCAUAUAUCUCUUUCUGCUGAUGAAGAUUUUGAUGAACAAAGUCAUAUAAAUAAUUUAGAAUUUCAUCCUCGUAAAAAGGUUACCAAAAAAUCAUUUGUAUUAACUUUUUUGUGGACAUUAUUAGACGAAUUGAUUCAAGUGUUAUUUUAAGAAAGAUUGAAAGAAGCAAUAAGCCAUUGUAAUCAUGCUUGAAUACGAAAAUCAAAUGUUUUUAGAAGUGCUCCAAGAUGAUGGACUUGUCAUCACAGCCAAGGGGCUAGGAUUAGAAACAGUAUUUAUAAAUAUUUUAAAGGUAUAUUUAGAUCCAGGAAAUUUAGUGAUCGUUCUUGGUACUCUAGAUUAUGAUGAACAAUAUUUUAUUGAUAAAUUAAAAGCAAUGAAUGUUCCAAUGUUACCAAAAAUUGUUACUGCUCAAAAUACAUCCAAUGAAAGGGAAAUAAUGUAUCUUGAAGGAGGUGUACUAUUUAUAUCUGGUCGAAUAUUAGUUGUAGAUUUAUUGAAAAAUCGUGUUCCUUUAAAUUUAGUAACGGGGAUAUUAGUUUAUAGAGCUCAUGGAAUCUUGAAUAAUUACCAAGAAGCUUUUGCUUUACGAUUAUACAGACAAAACAAUAAAAAAGGAUUUAUUAAAGCAUUCACCAAUUCCGCCUUGGCUUUUAUGAUGGGUUUUACUCAGGUAGAACGUGUAAUGAAAGCGUUAUUCGUGAAAGAAUUAUAUCUAUGGCCACGAUUUCAUACAGUAGUGAGCAGUAGUUUAUCAAAACAUAAACCAGAAGUCAUAGAAUUACAUGCAAAAUUAACCCAUAAAAUGUUACUUAUUCAAACGGCUCUUCUUGAUAUCAUGAACUUUAUUGUUAAAGAAUUAAAAAGACUUAAUAAGUAUUUAGAUCUAGAUGAAUUAUCAGUUGAAAAUGCGAUUGCUAAAAAAUUUCAUAAGCAAUUACAGUCGCAGUUAGAUCCGAUCUGGCAUCAACUAGGAUCUAGUACAAAGCAGCUGGUUGCUGAUCUUAAAUUACUUGGAUAUUUUCUAGGGCAAUUAACUCAGGAAAAUUCAGUUGCUUUUUAUGCGAUGAUUAAUCGUCUUAGAACUGUUGAAUAUGCAAUGAAAGGUAGUGGAUGGUUAAUUUUAGAUGCUGUUGAUGAUUUAUUUGUUCAUGCCAAAAGCCGUGUUUACAAUAAUAAGAAUGAGCUCAGUCCAGAACCAUGUCCAAAAUGGACCGCUUUGAGUGAAAUUCUUGGCGAAAUUCGAUUGGAAAUAAAUAAAAAGAAAAAUAACUCAGAAAGUGCUAAAAAAGUAUUGAUUAUCGUUUAUGAUGGAAGAACAGUAGUCCAAUUGAAGAAUUAUUUAACAAUGGGAGCUGGUCAAUAUUUGCUUUAUGAAGCAAUAAGACGUUUAAAAAAAAAUGAACCAGUAAAGCCAAGUAGCAGUACUGACAAAGGAAAAGUACUAGAAAAUAAAGGCAAUUCAGAGAAUCAGGAAAUAGAGGAGGAUUUAAACCAUGAUAGUUACGUACUUACUUUUUCACAGAAGCCUCUAGAAGAACCUAAGGAAUCUGAAAGGAAGAAUGAUCCUGAGGAAAAUUGUAAAAAUUAUUUUGAAGAAUGUUCACUGAUUGAAAAUUAUGAUACUUCAAGUUUGUCAAAUUUUGAAGAUCCAAUCAUCGUUAUUCAAUAUGUUAAGAAAGGUGGAGAUCCUCUAGCUCUCCAAAGGAUUUUAUAUGAAUCAACGCCAGGUUUUGUAAUAAUGUAUGGUGCUGAUAUUUCAUCGAUUCGUCAGCUGGAGGUUUAUCAAAAUAAUAAUCCAUCAAUAUUGCUAAAAAUAUUUUUCCUUAUUUACGGAGGUUCUGUAGAAGAACAGGGAUAUUUAACAUCUCUCCGUAGAGAGAAGGAAGCUUUCGAGAAAUUAAUUCAUACAAAAGCGACAAUGGUGGUGCCGACAGAUCAAGAUGGGAAAAUGGAAGGUAGUGCAACAAUUGAAGAAGAAACAGUAGAACAAAGUUCUCGUAAAGGUGGCCUUGGAGGCAAUUCAAAUAAAAUAAUUCAUAAAGUGAUCGUAGAUAUCCGAGAAUUUCGUAGUGAAUUACCUGCACUAUUGCAUAAACGAGGCAUAGAAAUAGAACCGGUAACAUUAGUGAUAGGAGAUUAUAUUCUUACACCAGAAAUUUGUGUCGAAAGAAAAAGCAUAUCUGAUCUUAUUAUGUCCUUAAAUUCUGGAAGAUUAUACAAUCAAGCAAUUUCUAUGACUCGCCAUUAUGAAAAACCCAUGCUCCUUAUAGAAUUUGAUCAAAAUAAAUCAUUUUGUUUACAGGGUAAUUACUAUGUCAGCAGAGAUAUGAAAAGCUCAGACGUCACUGCUAAAUUACAAUUACUCACAUUACAUUUUCCUAAAUUAAAAAUUGUUUGGUCACCAAGCCCCACAGCUACAUCUCAGUUAUUUGAGGAACUAAAGCAAGGUAAAGGACAACCAGAUGGCCAAGUAGCCGCACAAAUUGGUCUAGAAGAAGAUACAGAUGAUAAAAAAAUAAUGAGUGAACAAUAUAAUACUCAAAUUCAUGAUUUAAUUGCUAAAUUACCUGGAGUUCAUUCAAAAAAUUUACGAAGUAUUUUGCAUAAAGGCGUUUCACUCGAUAAUAUAUCAAAAUUAACAGAGGAAGAAUUAGAAGAUUUAAUGGGGAAUAAAGUUAAUGCGACAAUGUUGUACAAUGCGUUACAUAAAAAAUAUAAACCAGAAGAAACUAGUAAGGGACCAGUAAGUAAAGCCGCAACUAAAGUACGUACUAAAGGAUUAUUUUCUUCUAAAAAAUAAUGUUCUUUCUUUUAAAUUAAAAAAAAGUGAGAUUUAGAUCAAAAAAUUCACUUAAAUUUUUUUGAUCCACUUAUACAAUCAAUGAUUUAUUAAUUAAA
Molecule: messenger RNA, 2963 nt
Organism: Chelonus insularis
Lineage: Eukaryota; Metazoa; Arthropoda; Insecta; Hymenoptera; Braconidae
Gene: mei-9
Product: DNA repair endonuclease XPF mei-9
Exons: 14
Coding region: 247-2865 (872 amino acids)
Biological process (GO): double-strand break repair via homologous recombination; resolution of meiotic recombination intermediates; nucleotide-excision repair involved in interstrand cross-link repair
Cellular component (GO): nucleotide-excision repair factor 1 complex
Molecular function (GO): single-stranded DNA binding; single-stranded DNA endonuclease activity; damaged DNA binding
Source: RefSeq, a predicted model, not a curated record